UAUGCUGUAAACAGCGAGGAAGGUGGGUCGCCGCGGCGCGCGCGUGGCUCGGCGUCCGUCCCACCGAUUUGUCGCGCGCUCCUUUUCCUACUCUUCCCCUGCCUGCGUCGCCUCCUAAGAUUUUCUCGUUUCCCCUGAGUUCCGGAGCCCCCAUUUCUCCUGGCGGCGGUGAAUGUUAGGGGAGUGAGCUGAGCUGAUUAGGGAUCCGUGCCUCGCCCCCACCUCUCCUCCCCUCCUGUCCCUCCCGCGUGCAAAGCGAGAAGCUCCUUCCGGGUUAGCCAGAAUUGCCCCCCUCGCAAUCCUCGCCCCAACAUAACACGACGCGGGAGGCGGCAGCAGCCAGACACCCGGAGCGGGGAGGAGGAGCAGGAGCAGGAGCGGCGGCGUCUCCCUCCUGGCCGCGGGAGGAUGGGAGCGAGCAGCCGAGCCCAGCCGAGAGGUGGCACCACCAGCCUCAGCCAGACGAGAGGCUGUGGCGCCGCCUGAGUGUCCAGGCGGGCAGGCAGGGCGAAAGGCGGCGGCUCGCGGCGACGAGGAGCGAGGCAGCGGGCAUGGAGCGGCAGUGCUCCGGCACAGCCGGGAAGCCCAGCGCGGGCAGCCGGACGGCCCCGGACGGCGCGCGGGGCGCGGGGCCGUCGUCUCCGUCGUCGGUGGGCGCCCUGCAGCGCGGGGGCAGCCAGAGCGCCGAGCCGGACGAGCUGAUCCGCAGGGCUCUGGAUUUCAAGAGCCAAGGCGCGCAGUGCUACAAGGAGAAGAAAUUCCGCGAAGCCAUCGGCAAGUACCACCGCGCGCUGCUGGAGCUCAAGGGGCUGCUGCUGGCCCAGGAGGAGGAGGACGACGACGGGGACGGAGACGCCGCCAGUCCCGCCGCCGCCGCCGCCGCGCCCUCCUCCUCCUCCUACUCCGGCGGCGGCGGCUUGGGCAGAAGCCUCACGGGCGAGCAGAGCCAGCUGCUGGAGAGCAUCGAGAUCGACUGUUACAACAGCUUGGCAGCCUGCCUCCUUCAAGCUGAGCUGGUGAAUUACGAGAGAGUCAAGGAGUAUUGCCUGAAAGUACUGAAGAAGGAAGGAGAGAACUUCAAGGCACUCUAUCGGUCAGGCGUAGCGUUCUACCACCUGGGAGACUACAACAAGGCACUUUACUACUUGAAAGAAGCAAGGUCCCGACAGCCAACAGAUACCAACGUUGUGCGGUACAUCCAGUUGACAGAGAUGAAGCUUAGCAGAUGUUCCCAGAGGGAAAAAGAAGCUUUGUGAGAAGGCGUCGGACUGCAUGAGAGGAUGUUUCCUCCCCUGAAUGCCCCUCAGGUGGACUUUUCCUCUCUCAUGGCUCCACCUUAGCUGACAGUCUCUUCCCACCGACUUCCUGCUUUGCUUUUGAUCCCAGCUGGAGUGGGGUGGGGUGG
Messenger RNA from Lacerta agilis (Sand lizard), 1405 nucleotides. RefSeq names its product tetratricopeptide repeat domain 9 (gene TTC9). Gene Ontology annotation, molecular function: protein binding. The transcript has 3 exons. Bases 552 to 1256 code for a protein of 234 amino acids. The record is from RefSeq and is a predicted model, not a curated record. Lineage: Eukaryota; Metazoa; Chordata; Lepidosauria; Squamata; Lacertidae.